Molecule: messenger RNA, 942 nt
Organism: Heterobasidion irregulare TC 32-1
Lineage: Eukaryota; Fungi; Basidiomycota; Agaricomycetes; Russulales; Bondarzewiaceae
Exons: 7
Coding region: 1-942 (313 amino acids)
Biological process (GO): activation of GTPase activity
Molecular function (GO): GTPase activator activity
Source: RefSeq, a predicted model, not a curated record
AUGUCGGAACAAGAACGCUCAUCGCCAGAAUCUAUAGCCCACUCUUUCAGCAAAAUUCUCGCUCCAUCCAAGACGUCGUCAAAGUCACGAAGUCAACAAGAUGUCGAAGAAGGGGUCAGGAAGCUGCGGCGCCUUAUUCUCAUCGACGGUAUCCCGUCGCAGGUGGAUUCAACCCUUCGACCGCGGAUAUGGAAGAUCCUUCUGCGCGUCAAUGAGCUACCGGCUAGUACUUUCCUUGAGUAUGUCGCUCGAGGGCCAUGCGCGGUCAGAGAAAAGAUCCGGAACGAUACAUUCAGGACACUCGCCACCGACCGUGGAUUCAAAGAGCGUGUUCGAGAGGACAUGCUGGUUCGGUUAUUGGAUGCCUUUGUCUGGCGGAACCACGAUCGACAAGAGACCCAUCAUCUAGAUUUCACCUAUGUACAAGGCAUGAAUGUGCUCGCUGCGCCCUUCUUGUAUACAAUGCCUUCAGAGCUGGAAGCCUUCUUUUGUUUUGCCAAUUUUAUCGAGGAGUGCUGCCCACUUUAUGUUCAGCCAACGCUGGAAGGCGUACAUCGUGGCCUGAAGCUCCUUGAUCGCUGCUUGCGGAUAGUGGACCCUGAACUGUUCGCUUACCUUCGAUCAAAAAACUUGUCCGCUGAGCUUUAUGCAUUCCCCUCGGUGCUGACCCUUUGCGCAUGCACACCGCCUCUUGACCAAGUUCUCAAACUUUGGGACUUUCUCCUGGCAUUCGGCGUUCACUUGAACGUGCUUUGUGUCAUCGCGCAACUCUUGCUAAUCCGAGACGAAGUCAUGAACUCUUCCUCGCCGAUGCGAAUCCUUCGCACAUUUCCUCCUAUCGAGGCUCUACCUGUCAUUGGGAUAGCGGUCACCCUAGUCCGUGACCUGCCCCCGGAACUAUACGACGAACUCGUCCGACAUCCAUACGAUAUCAAUGUAUAA